ACCUCGUCGCCUUUCUGUCUCUCGACGUUCUUCGAGCCAAAGGUAAAGAGGUUGAAGCAAGUAAGUCACAGACAAAGAGAAGAUGUCGGAGAAAAAGGGAAGGAAAGAGGAAGUGGUGACCAGAGAGUACACCAUCAACCUCCACAGACGCCUUCACAGCUGCACCUUUAAGAAGAAGGCACCAAAGGCCAUCAAGGAGAUCAGGAAGUUCGCCGAGAAAGCCAUGGGGACAAAGGACGUUAGAGUGGACGUGAAAUUGAACAAGCAAAUAUGGAGCAGAGGAAUCAGAGGUCCUCCAAGGAGGAUUAGGGUCCGUGUUGCGCGCAAGAGAAACGACGAUGAAGACGCAAAGGAAGAAUUUUUCUCACUCGUCACUGUUGCUGAAAUCCCUGCAGAAGGUCUCAGUGGACUUGGCACGAAGGUCAUUGAAGAGGAGGAUUGAGAAGGGACUAGUCUGUCACUAAGACAAGUUUUGGGGUUUUUCUUUUUUAAGUUUCUUUGUUGUUUUAAUCAAAAAGUCUCAGUCUUCUUCGUCUUUCUUGUAGUGCGACUUGAAUUGCCUGAUGCAGUUUAUUGGAACCCUUUAUCUUCUUGAAGACAUUAAGAUGAAUCUUGUUAUGCUCUUUA
Molecule: messenger RNA, 627 nt
Organism: Eutrema salsugineum
Lineage: Eukaryota; Viridiplantae; Streptophyta; Magnoliopsida; Brassicales; Brassicaceae
Product: 60S ribosomal protein L31-3
Exons: 3
Coding region: 83-442 (119 amino acids)
Biological process (GO): cytoplasmic translation
Cellular component (GO): ribosome; cytosolic large ribosomal subunit
Molecular function (GO): structural constituent of ribosome
Source: RefSeq, a predicted model, not a curated record